This is a messenger RNA of Salvelinus namaycush (lake trout), 1338 nucleotides long. RefSeq names its product QRFP-like peptide receptor. Gene Ontology annotation, biological process: neuropeptide signaling pathway. The transcript is spliced from 4 exons. The record is from RefSeq and is a predicted model, not a curated record. Gene Ontology annotation, molecular function: peptide binding; G protein-coupled receptor activity. NCBI's taxonomy places the organism in Eukaryota, Metazoa, Chordata, Actinopteri, Salmoniformes, Salmonidae. Gene Ontology annotation, cellular component: membrane. The coding region runs from base 1 to 1338 and encodes 445 amino acids.
AUGAAGCUGACCCUGGACCUGUUAUCAGCCCAACUCAGCUUCACUCCUCUGCUGCAUGUAGAGAACGCCACACAGGCCAGACUCAACAACAAGCUGACCAGCUUGUUAUGGACGGUCCAUGAGCCGACCACGGUGGCUCUGACACUCAUGUACUGCCUGUCCUUCCUGGUGGGGUUCGUAGGGAACAUCAUGUCAAUGAAGGUGCUGACCAACCGACGUAGCGAGAGGCUAGCCGCGGUCAGCGCCACACGGUACCUCCUGGUUAACCUGGCGGUGUGUGACCUGGCCGUGGUGUGUGUCUGCAUGCCCAUAACGCUGGGUCACCAGAUCUACUCGGCCUGGGUCUACGGGGACUUCCUCUGCCGAGCGGUCCCCUUCACCCAGGCCGUCUCCGUGUCGGCUAGCGUGCUAACGCUUACGGUCAUCAGUGUCAAUCGUUACUUCAGUGUACGCUGCCCGCUCCGUGCCCGCUCCCUCUUCACCCGCCGCCGGAUCCUAGGGACGGUCGCCGUGGUGUGGGUGGUGUCAUCAGCGAUCUGCUCCCCAUUGGUGUUCAUGAACCGGCGAGAUGAGAUCAGCCUGGGGGCGUCGUUUGUGAUCCCUGUGUGCCAGGAGGUGUGGCCGGGGCCGCGUCUGAAACAGGGCUACACCGUCCUGCUCUUCGUGGCGCUCUACUGCAUCCCCGUGACCUUUAACCUCACCAUCGGCUUCCUGACUGGUCGCCGGCUCUGGGGGGACGGGAAGCGGAUGUUUACGGAACUCGACUCUCGAAGCCGAGCGCUGCACACUGAGUGCCUCAAGACGAGGAAGAAGAUCGCCAAAAUGGUGGUGGCCCUGGUCCUGCUGUUUGCUGUUUCCUGGCUGCCCCUGUAUCUGGCUGAGUUCUGGAUCGACCGAGUGCAGCAUCCGCCAUCUUGGCUCAUGCAGACCCAGCCCUUUGCCCAGUGGCUGGGCCUCACCAACUCCAGCCUCAACCCUAUCUGUUACUGUUUCAUAGGUGACCUCCACCGUGGGGCCAAGGUGUUCCGUACCCACUACCACCGCCGGAUCGCUGCUCUCUUUGGUUCCUCUUUCGCCAACUCCGCCACGACCACUGCCGCCGAGGGAGGAGUAGCUGCGGCAACCGUGGCCGCGUCCACGGCAACCAUUCCUAAGUUGUUUACCUUCUCCAGGGGUACAGGGGGGCCAGGCAAGAUGGAGGACGGGUCUGAUAACAGUCUGUCUGACUGGUACAAGUCCAGCCCCAGUCCGCGGGGUCACCAGGGUCCAGGUUCAAGUCAGCAGGGUCAUCUACUUCUGGGCUUCCCCCUGUGGACGCUAACGUCCCACAUACCCUAG